UCUGAAGAGAAGGGAAGAUCAAUGCAGACUAAACAAACGAUCAUAAUGACCAACUCAGAGAUCCCCGAGGCUAUUUAUCAAAAUGUAGAUAAUGAAGGAUGUCUUGAACUGAAGACACGUAGAGAGAAACACCAGCCACUUCAACUUACAGGAAGCGUCUCAGUGAAGAGCAGAAAGCAGAGAGCAGUUGAAGUGUGUUUGGGAUUGUUGUGUGCUCUUCUGCUGACGGCUGUAAUAGUGCUCUGUGUGUAUUUCAGCAUUCAGAGAAAACACUUACUAACACACAUCACUGAACUCAAUGAGGAUCAAGAGCAGUUGCUGAAUCAAAACAAUGACCUGACUGAAGAAAGAGAGCAGAUACUGAAACACAACAAUGACCUGACCGAAGAAAGAGACAAGAUACUGAAACACAACGAUGACCUGACCAAAGAAAGAGACAAGAUAAGGAAUGAGCAGAAGCAACUGCAUAAUUGGCUUCAUGAACAGGAUCAGCUUGCUGACAACUUUAAGUGGAUUUACUACAGCUCCAGCUUCUAUUAUAUUUCAUUUGAGAAGAAGAGCUGGAGUGACAGCAGACGAGACUGUCAACAGAGAAAAGCAGAUCUGGUUAUCGCAAAGAGAACAGGGGAAUCAACCUUUUUGAAAAAGGUUCUUCAGAAUAAUAGUUUAUGGGUCGGUUGGAGGCAGACAAAUGGAGACUGGAAAUGGAUUGAUGAUCCUUCAGUGGCAAAUGGGUUUGGGUCUGACAGCCUCAACUGUGCUGUAGUGUCUGAAACAAAGUACUUUUCUUAUGCCUGCAAUACUUCCCAUGGAUGGAUCUGUGAGAGAACAAAUAUUAACCCUUAA
Messenger RNA from Danio aesculapii, 846 nucleotides. Its product is annotated as C-type lectin domain family 12 member B-like. Bases 22 to 846 code for a protein of 274 amino acids. The transcript has 5 exons. NCBI's taxonomy places the organism in Eukaryota, Metazoa, Chordata, Actinopteri, Cypriniformes, Danionidae. The record is from RefSeq and is a predicted model, not a curated record.